GCCAUCUAUGAGUAUUAUAAGUAGUGUUAGCACUGGUAUGUAAUGGUGUGGUCGCCAUAAUCGCCACAUUUUAUUUAAACUACAUUUCCUUUUCUGUUUCAACAAUGUCUAAGAGAGGACGUGGAGGUACUGCUGGUGCGAAGUUUCGCAUUUCACUCGGUCUGCCGGUGGGCGCAGUUAUGAACUGUGCCGACAAUACGGGUGCGAAGAAUCUGUUUGUGAUUGCUGUCAAUGGCAUUAAGGGUCGACUCAAUCGAUUGCCUGCCGCCGGAUGUGGCGAUAUGUUUGUGGCGACCGUUAAGAAGGGAAAACCUGAACUGAGAAAGAAAGUAAUGCCAGCGGUUGUCAUCAGACAGAGGAAACCCUUCAGAAGGAAGGAUGGAGUUUUCAUCUACUUUGAAGACAACGCCGGCGUUAUUGUCAACAAUAAGGGAGAAAUGAAAGGAUCAGCCAUUACUGGUCCCGUGGCUAAGGAAUGUGCAGAUUUGUGGCCCAGAAUUGCUUCAAACGCCAGUUCUAUUCAAUGAUUACUUUCACUGUAUUUUCAAGUUUUGAUUUUGAAAUAAAUAACUGAAAAAAGAUUUGAAAUUAUUUUUAUUUUUUAAA
This is a messenger RNA of Oppia nitens, 606 nucleotides long. RefSeq names its product 60S ribosomal protein L23 (gene RpL23). NCBI's taxonomy places the organism in Eukaryota, Metazoa, Arthropoda, Arachnida, Sarcoptiformes, Oppiidae. The transcript is spliced from 2 exons. Gene Ontology annotation, cellular component: cytosolic large ribosomal subunit; ribosome. Gene Ontology annotation, biological process: translation. The record is from RefSeq and is a predicted model, not a curated record. Bases 105 to 527 code for a protein of 140 amino acids. Gene Ontology annotation, molecular function: structural constituent of ribosome; large ribosomal subunit rRNA binding.